CCCCGCAGGUGUAGUUCUGAGGCAAUCUCCAGAGCCCAAAGAGCUGUGGGGAUAUGUACAAGUUCGAAGUAAGGCCCACAUGUUCUGGUGGCUCUACUAUGCAGAUAACCCAACCAAAGACUUCACGGAAUUACCUCUCAUCUUGUGGCUGCAGGGAGGUCCAGGAGCUUCAGGCUGUGGAUUUGGGAACUUUGAAGAAAUUGGCCCAUUAGACAAAGAAAUGAAACCAAGAAAUACAACCUGGUUGCAGGCAGCCAGUAUCUUGUUCGUGGAUAAUCCUGUGGGCACUGGAUUCAGUUAUGUGGAUGAUUGUAGCUUGUUUGCCAAAAACCUUACCACAGUAGUUUCUGAUAUGAUGGUUUUUCUUGGAGAUUUUUUUGCAUUUAGAACAGAAUUCCAGACCAUCCCAUUCUACAUAUUUUCUGAAUCUUACGGAGGUAAAAUGGCUGCUGGCGUUGCUUUAGAGCUGCAUAAGGCUGUUCAAAAAGGGACCAUAAAGUGCAAUUUUAUGGGGACUGCUCUUGGAGACUCAUGGAUUUCUCCUUUGGACUCUGUGCUGUCUUGGGGCCCCUACCUUUACAGCACUUCUCUCCUUGAUGAUAACGGUCUAGCAGAGGUGACUGCUGUUGCCAAACAAAUAAUGGAUGCAAUAAAUAAAAAUGAAUAUGGGCUGGCCACUGAGCUCUGGGGCAAGGCUGAAGAUGUCAUUGAAGAGAACACAGACAAUGUGAACUUUUAUAACAUCCUGACUAAGGAGGUUCCAGACAUGAAAUCAACUGAACAAGAGAAUCUCCAUCUCAUGGGACUUUACCAGCGCCAUGUCAAAAAUAUGCAUGAGGACAGCCUAAAUGCAUUGAUGAAUGGACCCAUCAGAAAGAAGCUAAAAAUUAUUCCUGACUGUGUGAAAUGGGGAGGUCAGUCCAGAGAUGUCUUUGAGAACAUGGCUGAGGACUUCAUGAAACCUGUCAUUGAUAUUGUUGAUGAACUUUUGGCAGCCAAUGUCAAUGUUGUGGUCUAUAAUGGGCAGCUGGAUCUCAUUGUUGACACCAUGGGCCAGGAGGCGUGGAUCCGGAAACUGAAAUGGCCUAAUUUGGACCAGUUCAACCGGCAAAGGUGGAAGGCACUCUAUGUGACUCCAGAAUCCACUGAGACAGCUGCUUUCCACAAGGCCUAUGAGAACUUUGCUUUCUUCUGGAUUCUUAAGGCUGGGCACAUGGUACCGUCUGAUCAAGGAGAGAUGGCACUGAAAAUGGUCAGGAUGGUGACCCAACAGCAGCACUAGGGAAGGGGAGGCCAGCUGGGAUG
Messenger RNA from Egretta garzetta (little egret), 1305 nucleotides. It is a transcript of the gene SCPEP1, whose product is annotated as serine carboxypeptidase 1. Lineage: Eukaryota; Metazoa; Chordata; Aves; Pelecaniformes; Ardeidae. The record is from RefSeq and is a predicted model, not a curated record. Gene Ontology annotation, molecular function: serine-type carboxypeptidase activity. The coding region runs from base 80 to 1282 and encodes 400 amino acids. Gene Ontology annotation, biological process: proteolysis. The transcript has 12 exons.